This is a messenger RNA of Umbelopsis ramanniana AG, 1020 nucleotides long. RefSeq lists its product as uncharacterized. Gene Ontology annotation, cellular component: membrane; cytoplasm. Bases 245 to 844 code for a protein of 199 amino acids. Lineage: Eukaryota; Fungi; Mucoromycota; Umbelopsidomycetes; Umbelopsidales; Umbelopsidaceae. The transcript is spliced from 4 exons. The record is from RefSeq and is a predicted model, not a curated record.
UGCGUUUUGAAAUUUAUUGAAUGUAGCAACUUAUGACAAUAGGAUACUAGGGAACACGGUGGUUAUCACUAACAAUACGCUCUUAAAGAUGUUAGCGCGGCUAAAUGUGAGUGGCCACCCCGCCCAGUAGGAUUCAAUUAGAGUUUCGUGAGAGCCAAAAAAGAUUGGGGGAGUGGAAUUUCAAUGACAAACCGAUAUCCGUUACUGAGAACUUCUUCUUUGUUCACUUUCCCCGCACUCAAUAAUGGCUGCCGCACCUGCAAACCCCUCCCUACUCACCAUGUACUUGACUGAAUUGGCUGCUCAUCCAUUGAGAACCAAGGCUCUUACCAGCGCCGUCUUGUCUGGUGUUCAGGAGUUCACAGCCCAGAAGCUUUCCGGCACAAAGCCUACCAGCGCUGGACCAGUUGACAAGCGAGUUGUACAAAUGACUCUCUACGGUUUGUUGGUGUCUGGACCUUUGAAUCAUGUACUUUACGACAUUUUGAACAAAGUCUUUGCUGGCAAGACUGGUCCCAAAGCAAAGUUAUUGCAAUUGUUGGCUUCCAACUUGAUCAUUUCUCCCAUUUUCAACUGUGUCUACAUUUCCGCCAUGACCAUUAUUGCUGGAGCAAGAUCUCCUUCCCAGGUCAUCGCUUCCGUCAAGAAUGGCUGGUUCCAGAUGCAAAAGGUGUCUUGGGUCAUCUCUCCCAUCACCAUGACCUUUGCUCAAAACUUCUUGCCCCCUCACACCUGGGUUCCCUUCUUCAACUUGGUUGCCUUCGUCUUUGGUACCUACAUGAACACCAAGAUCAAGCGCAGACGCAUUCAGGCUGAAAAGGAGGCUCAAGGAAAGAAGCAAUAAUUCAUACCCUUCCUGCUCCAUUGUGUUUUUGUUCCCCGUAACAUCUGUACUUUUCAAUAUUUUCUCUCUUCGUUUCAAAAGCGCUAUAUUUAAUGCCCAUGGGAAACAAAAUAUAAAUAACAAAGUGAUUCUAAUUGAGAGAGAGAGAAUAGUAAUAUGUACAUUGAGGAAGACUU